Molecule: messenger RNA, 735 nt
Organism: Dichomitus squalens LYAD-421 SS1
Lineage: Eukaryota; Fungi; Basidiomycota; Agaricomycetes; Polyporales; Polyporaceae
Product: glycoside hydrolase
Exons: 3
Coding region: 1-735 (244 amino acids)
Biological process (GO): carbohydrate metabolic process; fungal-type cell wall organization
Cellular component (GO): fungal-type cell wall
Molecular function (GO): glycosyltransferase activity; hydrolase activity, hydrolyzing O-glycosyl compounds
Source: RefSeq, a predicted model, not a curated record
AUGGCUCCUCGCGCACGCCCUAGUCACUGCGACCCGUUUCAUAUGGCGUUCGACUCCUCAACAAACUACCCUGACUUCGAAAGAGACUUUUCACCUCUAGACGGCCCUCAUUCCUAUCAACUCGGCUCUGGCGGCCUCAGCCUCUUCCUCGACAAACCUGACGGUAGGAUCACCACGAAAGACGGCACCAACAACAAGGUCGCGGAAGGCUCCACUCUCAACUCAACCUUUACUGUCCUCUACGGAAAGGUCACCUACACCUUCUCCGGCCCCGCCGUCCCUGGCGUCGUCACUGCAGCCAUCCUCAUCGCGCUGGAAAGCGACGAGAUCGACAUCGAGCUGGUCGGCGGCCGCCCGACGCAAUGGCAGACCAACACCUUCGCGCCCGCCCUCGGCGAAAACAAACCGCUCUACAGCACCUUCAGCUCGCUCGAGGACUACCCACACGGACACAAGACCGUCGCAGAAUCUCACGCCUACACCAUCGAUUGGAACCCGGAGCGCAUCGUCUGGAGUGUCGACGGGUCGGAGGUCCGGACGCUACGCGCAGACGACACCAGGAAGAACGGCAACUUGCACUACCCGUCGCACCCGGCCCGGCUUCAGUUCGGCAUAUGGGACGCGAGCGCGCCAGCCGGGACGAGCGAGUGGGCGCGUGGGCCGAUCGACUGGGAGAAGUACCCCGAGAGAAUGAGCGCAGUGUUCGAGAGCAUAGAGGUUGAAUGUCCGUACUAG